AUGGAGUUCUCACAGUCAAUAGCUGAUAUUUUCACUUCCUUAAGAGACAAAGGCGAUUAUGUAGUACUUGAUGGAGCUCACCUCCACAAGUACACUACGAAUGAGUUAGAUGAUUUCAUCGAUCUGCUCGGUGAAGAAAGUAUGAGAAUAAGAAAGCUAGCAAAAUGAAUUACUUCUUCUGUUCAACUACACAAGGACCAUGUGCUAUUUAUUAAAACUGAUGAGAAUAAAGUCACUUCAUUUGCUAAAGUCCAAAAGCAUAAAUAAAAUAUUCUCGUCUGAUGAUUUUGGUGGAAUGAAAGUGACCAAGGCAACUGCAGUUAUAGACUUAUAUGUCCAUCCUGUUUAUGAACCCCAAGGAGAGAAAAAGAAGCUCAUUGAUCAUAUUGUUGAAUGUGAGAAAAUUAACGGGGAACAGACUGUAGAUCUGUUAGGAACUAGCCCGAAAUUCCUAAGUUCAGCACCAAUGAGCCCUUCUGACUCAUUUUCCUUAUCAAGGGCUCCUGGCUAUAAUAGUGAAUUAGGAAGAAGUUCUUCUCAAACGAAUCUGAGUGCUUUAAAGGACCAAGAAAAACAUAAUGAUAUGAGAAGGUCAAAAGUGUUCAAUACUAUUGCUCAAGAUGUGAUUAAAGUCACUCCAGAGUCAUCAAAUUACCAAAGAGAUAACCAUCUUGACACACAGAGAAGGAUCAAGAUUUCAGAAAGUGAAAGGAAAUUAAAUUCGAAUGAAGGCUAUGCCUCUCCAAGACACAACAACAAAUCUCCUUAUAGAAAGGAUUAUGAUCAGAAUUAUUAUGAUUACCAAAAGAAGAAGGAAACUUUGAGAGAAGUGUCUCCUCCUGAACACAGAUCUAAAUACUACAACGAUGUUUUUGCGUCAACAGUCAACAUGGGACCCAUGAAGUCUUCUGAAUACUCAAGGAAGAGCAGCCCUAGGCUGCGUGAGCCAGAGAUUAGAGGCAAGAUCCAUUAUGAGCAUAAAAGUAAUAUCUCAAGUAAUUUUGCUGUUAAAGACAGUCAGAAAGAUUAUAAACCAAAUUAUGUUCCACAAAUUCCGCAGGAUUAUAAAAUUCAGCUUGAUGAGAAGGAUAUUGUAAAGCCUAAAAAUAGGUUUAAAAACUGGCAACCUGUAAUGAGGAACCUUGAUGCCUCAAAUGAUAUAAAAGGAGUCCAAAUCUCUCACUCCAAAUACCUAACUGAAAGAGAUGAUUAUGUCAAUCCUGCUAGAAGAGUUCAAAUAGGAGGCAAAAAGAUAUUUGUGAGCAAAGAGAGAGGUAUAGAAAGUCUUUCUAACUUCCAGUCUGGGAUCUAGGGA
Messenger RNA from Moneuplotes crassus, 1315 nucleotides. NCBI's taxonomy places the organism in Eukaryota, Ciliophora, Spirotrichea, Euplotida, Euplotidae. The record is from the annotation of a GenBank genome assembly.